Aspergillus campestris IBT 28561 is the source of this 1232-nucleotide messenger RNA. RefSeq names its product F-box protein. Gene Ontology annotation, molecular function: protein binding. Bases 1 to 1149 code for a protein of 382 amino acids. The record is from RefSeq and is a predicted model, not a curated record. The transcript has 2 exons. Lineage: Eukaryota; Fungi; Ascomycota; Eurotiomycetes; Eurotiales; Aspergillaceae.
AUGUCUAGCCAUUUCAACGCCCUCCCGCUGGAGGUUAUCCUCCACAUCCUGUCGUAUCUUCCCUUUGAGGCACUUGUUGCCUUCGGCGGGGUAUCUCGCGCAAGUUAUCGCGCACACAUCCUGUGUCUACGGCGCCUGCGGUUAGCGGUCUUCGAAAAACGGAUCCACUGCAUGAUCUCUCAUCUCCAGGCGGGAUGGGCUACUCCCGAGCAAGUAGGCAAGUUUGCGGGGGAUGAGGAUAUCCGAGGAGACUACACGAUCUCUAUCAUCCAACCCAAUGUCAAACGCAUCGACCACGACGCCGCCCGCAAGCCGUCAACGAAGACGAAUGAGCCAAGAAGCCGCAGCCAAUCGCAGCAGGACAGAUCUCGGGUCCAGGACCAGAUGAUUCGCAUGCAGAAUAGAGUCUUCACCAAGUUGGUGAACCGGUACGGGCCGUCACUGAUAAAAUUAGAGUUCAUGGCGUAUGACAUCGACAUCGAAGGUGCCCAGGCUUUGUCCACCAAAUGCCAACACACCCUGCGUCAUCUGGCAUUGCGCUUCGAGCAUCCGCAUAUCCGAGAUGGCUACAUGAGGCCUAGUUCUUGGCUUCAUCCUGCACCAGCCAGCACUGUCUGGAAUCUUCUCAUCGGCAUUGGACAAUAUCAGGGCAUGGGAAUGUCGGGCCUGGAGUCCCUGGUAAUGGAGAGGGCAGGCAUCACGCCGUGGCAACUAAUGAUGCUCGUGAGGAAUAAUCCACGACUAACCGUGCUCAAAAUGCGGACUUGCCGCGGCGUGCAGCCCGAAUUCCUCGAUUGGCUCGGAGGGGUGAGCAGAGACACAGAAGAGGAGGAUUUCCUGCGGACCGAAGAUAAAUGCCAUGUGCCCGGAGAGAAUUUGGAAGUCCUCUGGCUGGAGAAUUGCCACCAGAUUGUGACCAAAUCUCACGAGCAUCCCAAGGACCUGGCCCAUGACAGCUGUGAUCUUGGGCUUGAAUGGGUCCGGGGUCUGAAGAACCUCAAGUCUCUCUCUCUCAACGAAUGUAUGAAUAUUUCAUCCGAGUGCGUCGAUCGGGCGAAUCAGACUAUUUGGAAGAUCGACGAAGUCGUCUUGCCAUACUCUUACCACUCCCCUGACUCAACCAUCGAAGUGGACCCGGCGUUGCUAUAAUCUAUGACGAUCAAUGGGCGUUUGGUGGGACUGGCACAUUGUCUUGCAUAUCUCUUUAUUUGGUCUUGUUCGGAUUAGCGGGU